AUGUCAGCUACUGAGGCCGCUGAAAAACUGGAGAGACUAGCCAUGAAGGAACAGAAUAUAACUCCUUGGGACGUUGAGGGUGCAGUGGACGAGGAAGGUAAUGCCCAGGACAUCGAUUAUGAUAAACUCAUUAAGCAGUUUGGGACUAAGGCCAUUACUGACGAGACUUUGCAAAGAUUUGAACAAGUUACUGGCCAAAAACCCCACCAUUUUUUGCGUAAAGGUCUUUUUUUCAGUGAACGGGAUUUCAGUAGAAUCCUGGAUCUGUACGAACAAGGAAAACCCUUCUUUUUGUACACAGGAAGAGGACCGUCGUCGGACUCGAUGCAUUUGGGCCACAUGGUACCCUUCCUCUUUACCAAGUGGCUUCAAGAUGUUUUUGACGUGCCGCUAGUCAUUGAAUUGACCGAUGACGAAAAGUUUCUGUUCAAGCAGAAACUCACCAUCAAGGACGUCAAAGGUUUUGCCCGCCAGAACGCCAGUGAUAUCAUUUCUGUGGGUUUCAACCCAGAAAACACUUUUAUUUUCUCGGACCUACAGUAUAUGGGCGGUGGGUUUUACGAAACUGUGGUCAGAACCUCCAGACAGAUCACAGGCUCCACAGCAAAAGCCGUUUUUGGAUUCAACGACUCCGACUGUAUUGGUAAAUUCCACUUCGCCUCGAUUCAAAUUGCUUCUGCUUUUCCUUCUUCAUACCCUGAGGUGUUGGGUCUUCCAGACAAAACUCCAUGUCUAAUUCCAUGUGCCAUCGACCAGGAUCCAUAUUUCAGAGUUUGCAGAGAUGUCGCAGAAAAGCUUAAAUUCAGUAAGCCUGCUCUAUUGCAUGCCAAGUUUUUCCCUGCUUUGCAAGGUUCCACAACCAAAAUGAGUGCUUCAGAUGACACCACUGCAAUCUUCAUGACUGACACUCCCAAGCAGAUUCAAAAGAAAAUUAACAAGUACGCUUUUUCCGGAGGGCAAGUUUCCAUGGAGGACCAUAGAAGGCUAGGUGGUAAUCCAGAUGUUGAUGUAGCUUUCCAGUACUUGAGUUUCUUCAAAGACGAUGACGAAAUGUUGAAAAGCGUUCAAGAAAAGUACAGAUCUGGCGAACUUCUUUCUGGUGAAAUGAAGCAAUUGUGCAUUGAAGAACUGCAGCAUUUUGUUCGUGAGUUCCAAGAACGCAGAGCCAAGGUAACUGAAGAAGUUAUCGAUAAGUUCAUGCUGCCUCAUAAAUUGGUCUGGGGCCAAAAAGAGAGAUUGGUCCCCGUCAAACCCAGGGAGAAGAAGUAA
Messenger RNA from Lachancea dasiensis, 1269 nucleotides. Lineage: Eukaryota; Fungi; Ascomycota; Saccharomycetes; Saccharomycetales; Saccharomycetaceae. The record is from the annotation of a GenBank genome assembly.